CAGUCAAACUCUUCCGGGUAAAUUCUGUGCAACAGUAAACAAUAACAUGAGGACACAACCGGAAUUGUGUAACAUCUUCUAACAAACAGAACCACCGUGGUUGUCAUUUGGACACAACGUCGCCUCUGGUUCUACGUUUAAUCUGGAACACAUUUGCCCUCCACAGCCAUGUUGUUCCUCCGGACUGCGGCUCUGAGCUCCAGAGCUCUGACCGCUCUGCGCAGCCUGCCCGUCGGCUACACAGCCUCCAGAAGCACCGCUACGUACGUCCAGGGCCAGAGCCCCGAACCACGCAUCAGAGAAUACUUCUACUAUAUCGACCAUCAGGGACAGCUUUUCCUUGAUGACACUAAAGUGAAAAACUUUGUCACCUGCUUUAAAGAUAAACAGUUCCUGGUCUUCUUCUUCAGUCGGCUGCGUUUCAAUCAGAGCGGCCGUUAUGAGGAGGACUUCCCCUUCCUAUCUCUGUGCGGCAGGGAGAGGAACUUCCUGCGCUGCGAUGACCGACCUGUGGUCUUCACCCACCUGCUACAGAGCCCCGCAGGGCCACAGGGCAUCAUGGGAGAGCAGGAGCUGCUGUCGUACUGCGGCGGUGCGGAGAAGCUCUGCGUCCCGUUCCGCCCAGAGGCUCUGUUCAUGCAUCCUAUCAGCGGACGAGUUUAUCACCCCUGCUCAGAGCGCUCAGGAGGGGUUGGCCUGGUCAGGUCGGCUCUGGCCAUCGAGCUCAGCCCGUUCUUUGUUUACGUGCAUGAAAGUGGCCAAUCAGGACAGCCUACACACUUUCUUUGGAGAGGACAGAAGCACACACUGACCAAUGAGCUCGCAGGAUGCCUCCCUACAGCAGAGGAGGGCAGUGGGCAGCAUGGAGAACUAGGAUAACGUCAGCUCAGAUCACUGGUAUAUGUUAUUCUGUAAAAUGCCCACAAUACACUAUCAGCUCCCUGUUCUGAUAAUUGGAAAAGGCUAUGUUAAGGCCUCACAGCUGUGAUCACAGUCUGAUCAGUAGUGAUUCAAGCCUGGACCAGUCCUGCAUAAUGUGAUGUGUGAGAAAUGAACCAUGAAAUUCACUAAUGAAUCAUGGCUCCCAUCUUUAUUUGGCUUGAACUACACAAAGCAAUGUCUGAUUUUGUCUUCUUGCUUUAGGUGCAGCUCAGCCAAAGAGUGAUUUUGCCCUCAGAGACUGUUUCAUUUGAAUCACCUAAAUGGUCCUGAAGAGGUAAAAUUACCCAGAAUAUCAAAAGGAAGCAUCAAGGAAGAGUCUGUAAGAUUUACAUAAUUUUGUGUGCAUAAUUUCAGGUGAUCUUGCUGUUCAUCUCAUAGCAUGUUAGAUUCACAAUGUGCAAGUAUUUGGUUGUGGCUUCUCUCAAAUUCUUUGGAAAAAAAACAAGUUAAUUCAGUUUUGCACUGAGCUCAGACUGUGUUUCUGUGUUCUGUCAUUUAAAGAUUAACAAAAAGAAAUCUUUAAAACUUGGCGGCAAUGUCAGUUAUUGUAUUGAAUAUACUCAAGAGGAGCGAGUUGUUCAUUUAAUACAUUAGGCACAAUUGAAUAUAUAAAUACCUUGCAGCAAACUGAUUAGACACAGACUCUGAGAACUGGUAUGCUUGCAUUGAAAGAAAAUACAUAGUCUCACGGUAUUUAUUGAUAAAUGGUCCAUACCAUAAGGGGCACUGGCUACUGAACUUUGUUUUGGAAACAUUCUGGAGUGAGAUAUUGCCUUGAAUAUAAGACCUACUUCAUAUUACAUCCCUUGCUAAUUUUUUUGGCGCUGCAAUUCUUAACAUUUUUACUUUGUUGCUAACAAAUAGUGAAUUUUUACAUUGUACACUGAAAGUUCUUAGUGUGUCAAAAAUCACCGGCAGUCCAUAGAUAACUUUCUCUGGAAAAUGAAAAGGGUAUCACAGAGUUAUUAAAAUGCAUCUUGGUGUUGUUAUGUCUGAGCAUCCAAAAUUAUAGAACCACAUUUUCAAUAAAUAACCUUGGGUCUCAAAAAACA
Molecule: messenger RNA, 1994 nt
Organism: Amphiprion ocellaris (clown anemonefish)
Lineage: Eukaryota; Metazoa; Chordata; Actinopteri; Pomacentridae
Product: UPF0598 protein C8orf82 homolog
Exons: 3
Coding region: 169-879 (236 amino acids)
Source: RefSeq, a predicted model, not a curated record